UUCCGCUCCACUGAAACCUCCGCGCGGCCGGGUGCGGGCGGAGUCUUCCUCGAUCCCGUGGUGCUCCGCGGCGUGGCUUUGCUCUCUUCCGGUCGCGGGACACCGGGCUAGAGGGCAGUCGCGGCGGGCAGCGACGGCAGAAUGUUGGCUACCAGGGUAUUUAGCCUAGUUGGCAAGCGAGCAAUUUCCACCUCGGUGUGUGUACGAGCACACGGAAGUGUUGUGAAGAGCGAAGACUAUGCACUCCCAAGUUACAUGGAUCGGCGUGACUAUCCCUUGCCCGAUGUGGCCCAUGUCAGGCACCUGUCGGCCAGCCAGAAGGCCUUGAAGGAGAAGGAGAAGGCCUCCUGGAGCAGCCUCUCUGUGGAUGAGAAAGUCGAGUUGUAUCGUAUUCAGUUCAAGGAGAGCUUUGCUGAGAUGAACAGGGGCUCCAAUGAGUGGAAGACGGUUGUGGGUGCUGCCAUGUUCUUCAUCGGCUUCACCGCAAUUCUUAUCAUCUUGGAGAAGCGCUAUGUGUACGGCCCCCUCCCGCACACCUUUGACAAAGAGUGGGUGGCCAUGCAGACCAAGAGGAUGCUGGACCUGAAGGUGAACCCCGUCGAUGGCCUCGCCUCCAAGUGGGACUACGACAAGAAGGAGUGGAAGAAGUGAGAGAUGCUGGCCUGUGCCGAGCCAGGCUGUGUCACCUCCGUGCGACCCCAUGCCUCUGUACUGGGAACCUGUUAUGCCAAACAGUACCACUGCUAAUAAAUGACCAGUUUACCUGAAA
This is a messenger RNA of Callithrix jacchus (white-tufted-ear marmoset), 769 nucleotides long. It is a transcript of the gene COX4I1, whose product is annotated as cytochrome c oxidase subunit 4I1. The record is from RefSeq and is a predicted model, not a curated record. Lineage: Eukaryota; Metazoa; Chordata; Mammalia; Primates; Cebidae. Gene Ontology annotation, biological process: mitochondrial electron transport, cytochrome c to oxygen. Gene Ontology annotation, cellular component: respiratory chain complex IV.